Paraglomus brasilianum is the source of this 897-nucleotide messenger RNA. The record is from the annotation of a GenBank genome assembly. Lineage: Eukaryota; Fungi; Glomeromycota; Glomeromycetes; Paraglomerales; Paraglomeraceae.
AUGGCAUAUAAAAGUAUUUUUAAGCCUGGCCUAUUCAAAGAUGAUGUUGCAUUGGUUACAGGCGGUGGAACAGGAAUCGGAAGAUGUAUAGCGCAUGAAUUAGCAAGUCUUGGAGCGACAGUCAUUAUUGCGGGAAGAAAAAUAGAGAAACUUCAAUCGACUGCUCAAGAAAUGCGUAAUGCUGGAUAUAAAGUUGACAUAACCCAACUCGACAUUCGCAAUCUAGAUGAGAUUAAAAAAUCCCUAAAUUAUAUAAUCAGCAAACAUGGAAAAUUAACUUGUCUCGUAAAUAAUGCCGGAGGACAAUUCGCAGCCCCAGCAUCAGAAAUUUCGCCGAACGGAUGGAAAACCGUAAUUGAUCUAAAUCUAAAUGGGACGUGGAUGAUGUGUUGGGCUGCAUAUCAUGCUUGGAUGGGAGAACACGGGGGGAGGAUUGUGAAUAUUACAGCUGCCGCUCGCAAUGGAAUUCCAUUCAUGGCUCACACGGCAGCGGCCCGUGCAGGAAUUAUGAAUCUUACCAAGACACUCUGCGUUGAAUGGGCACCUCAUGGCAUUCGUAUUAACUCACUUGCACCAGGCACAAUAGUUGGAAGUGGCAUGACACGCUAUCCAAUCUCAGUGCAACAGACAGCUGCUGACAAUCAUUGGAUGAAUCCUUCGGGAAGAUAUGGAACAGAAGCCGAAGUCUCAUCAGCUGUAGUUUAUUUGCUCUCUCCUGGAGCCGCUUAUAUUAACGGCAUUACAGUUAGAAUGGAUGGUGGUCGUGACCUAUCGAAGACCAGUUUCCAGCGUGAAAGCAAGAUUCCUAUAUAUGAUGGCGGAUUGUCAGUUGAGACGAACGAACUGUUCAUGAAAUUAUGGGGGGAUUACAAGCAAAUAGGGAAAAGUAAACUUUAA